Molecule: messenger RNA, 1289 nt
Organism: Beta vulgaris subsp. vulgaris (sugar beet)
Lineage: Eukaryota; Viridiplantae; Streptophyta; Magnoliopsida; Caryophyllales; Amaranthaceae
Product: peroxidase 21-like
Exons: 5
Coding region: 96-1076 (326 amino acids)
Biological process (GO): response to oxidative stress; hydrogen peroxide catabolic process
Molecular function (GO): heme binding; peroxidase activity
Source: RefSeq, a predicted model, not a curated record
AAUGUCAACACUUCUUCAAUCUGGAACAAGCGCAGCACGCCAAACAAAACCAGUACAAAACUCAGAGAACAUACAGAAAAAAUCAAGCCACGAACAUGUGCUUCCACUUUUAUAUCCACUACUUUCUCCUGUUGCUACUACUAAAUCAAUCUCAUCUUGGAGCAAGCCAGUUAGAUCUUAACUAUUACUCAGAUUCUUGUCCGAAUGCUGAAACUAUUGUUAAAGAAGAGGUGACUAAAUUGUACCAUAAGCAUGGAAAUACAGCCGUUUCAUGGGUCAGAAAUCUCUUCCAUGAUUGCAUGGUUAAGUCAUGCGAUGCUUCAAUUUUAUUGGAUGAAGAUCAAACAAGUGGUAUAGAGUCCGAAAAAUUAUCAUCCAGGAAUUUUGGAAUGAGAAACUUCAAAUAUAUUAACACAAUCAAAGAAGCACUUGAAAAUGAAUGUCCAGCAACAGUAUCUUGCGCCGAUAUUGUGGCUCUUUCAGCUAGAGAUGGUGUUGAACUGUUAGGAGGGCCACGCAUAGAAAUGAAGACAGGCCGAAAGGAUAGUCGAGAAAGCUAUGCAGCAGUAGUGGAGGAUUUUCUUCCAAACCACAACGAUACUAUCUCACUUGUUUUAUCGCGAUUCCAAGCCAUUGGGGUCGACCAAGAAGGCACGGUUGCUCUUUUAGGAGCUCAUUCAGUCGGAAGAGUACAUUGUGUGAACCUAGUAAAUCGACUCUAUCCAACGGUUGAUCCAACUCUAGACCCUGAUUAUGCUGAAUAUCUGAAAAGAAGAUGUCCAACACCAGACCCUGAUCCAAAUGCGGUUGAAUACGCAAGAAAUGAUCUCGAAACGCCCAUGGUGCUAGAUAACAUGUUCUACAAGCAUUUAUUAAGCCAUGAGGGGCUACUACUAGUUGAUCAGCAACUAGCCUCAGAUCCUUCAACUUUGCCUUUUGUUGAAAACAUGGCAGCUGAUAAUACUUACUUUCAUGACCAAUUUGCCAGAGCCAUGAUUAUAAUGUCUGAGAAUAAUCCUCUUAUUGGUGACCAAGGCGAAAUUCGGACCCAUUGUAGCCGGCUGAAUGCUAGUUAAACAACGGUUUUUGGGUAGUACAUGCAUCUUUAGGUGUAUGAAAUACAUGUAUAUGCUUCAAUGAGCUUGUUAUAUGGGCUUUGUGGUUGAAAGCUAAGGUAUCUUCUGCACCCGUAUGGCAAACUCAAUGCUAACGAAGGUAAAGUAAUUAAGCCCUUGAGGAAGGGUAAACUUGUAAUUGUAAGUUUAUUUAUCACAAGAAUUUUCUAAGCA